UUCUCUGUCAGCAAGGAAAUCUAUGGCGUAUUUUGUCUGCAAUCGUUUAUUUUAUCUCCUUUGUAUUUAUGGAAAUACAAGAAAUUUUAUGCACAAAGAUAUUCGGUGGUACGAUACGCUACUCUUACCGUAAUGCUCCUGGGCUCUUUGUUAAGUGCAGCACUGAUGGGUUUUAAUGCAGUGUAUGCCAUCGUUAUGCCAAGAAGCGGACCGCAUAUUAGUCCAAUUGUUAUUGCCUUAGCUGGAAUACCGAACUUCCUCAUUAGUCUCCGAGGAUUUCUGGGAAUGUUGAUAAUGUUCUGGAAGAGAGAUAACCUUGUUACGCUUAUUUCCGCUGCCGAAAAUAUAGCACAAACAACUUUUUCACAACGUGCAGUUUUGGCAAAAAAUUGCAGAACGUGGUUAACGUUCAAUAUCGUUUUGGCCGGUUUUUGUCUCGUGACCUUUAUCAUUGUAUUUUCAUUAAGCUGGCUGCAUGGAUUUGAGUACGAAAAUCGGUCAAUGUAUGGCACUUAUUCUUUGCUUAUGGACACUUUAACCAUGCCAGUGUGGUCAUACAUUGUCCUGCAAGUGACCUUUAUAUAUAUUCCCUACUAUUUUACACAACUAAUGUUGAUUGCCGCGGUUAGUAUGGGAUACAUAUUAGGCGAUUGCAGCACCGCUCUUAAUGAUGACCUUCGGCAGUUCGCGAAAACCUUAAAUUCAACGGUCAGCAAAUUAAACAAACUACCCGAUAAUGAACAUCAUGACCAAGCCGGGAGCACUCUACAAAAUUUUGACAAAUUGUUCGCGGAGAUUAAGCGCCACGCACACCUCCGCGAGAGGCUGUUCCACUUCUCGGACCAAUGGAACGAGCAUUUUGGAUUUUUUGUCUUCCUGUCGUAUAUUGCGGACGUGGGUGCGGCUGCAGGAAUGUUGACAGUAUUGGUAACCGGAAGCGAAACUUCAAGUGUUGAGUUUCCUGCCAAAUUAUCGGGAGCACUGGGGUUUGUCUUGUUUGCUACGAUGACUUAUUUACCUUUGGCAACAGCAGCUGAAAUGGCUGCCCACGCAAAAAUUAUUCUGUAUGAAGCGAUUGGCACGGCGUACGAACUUCAUGACAAAUUCAACAUGCAAACAUUAUGGAACAGUGUUAAAGAUUUCAGUGUGAUGGUGUCGCUGUAUCCUAUUCACUUCCAUGCGUGCGGGUUUUUCUUUGUGGAGCGCAAAUUCAUUGUGACGACGCUGACGCUUUUGGUGUCGUUCACAAUUAUACUGGUAGAAUUUCUGUCCAAGGUCGGAGAAGAACGGGAAGUCUUGUCCGAAGAUGCCCUGCGUCCUGCCAUACGUGACAUGCUGGCCAUGCACUUGGGAAUAAACUUUUCAUUUCUACAGAAGGCACACAGCAAUCUAAAAUUUGUAUAG
This is a messenger RNA of Paramacrobiotus metropolitanus, 1404 nucleotides long. RefSeq lists its product as uncharacterized. The record is from RefSeq and is a predicted model, not a curated record. The transcript is spliced from 4 exons. Gene Ontology annotation, cellular component: membrane. NCBI's taxonomy places the organism in Eukaryota, Metazoa, Tardigrada, Eutardigrada, Parachela, Macrobiotidae. The coding region runs from base 133 to 1404 and encodes 423 amino acids. Gene Ontology annotation, biological process: sensory perception of taste.